AUGACAAAUACUAACGUUGCUGCUACUAAGCCUACCCUCCUCCGUGCAUGGUGGAUGAACAAGAACCUACGAUUGGAUCUUGCGAUGAGUAGCAUCAUUAUGAUCCUCAACAUUGAAGCUAUGUUUUACAUGAGAACACACAAGGUUGUUCCCCUUGACUUAGGAAGUUCUGGACUUUUGCCACUUUUCGUUCCAUUCUAUAUCCUUUUCAGCCUAAUUAGUUGCAUAUGUUGGGUUUCGGGAAUUACGGAUGUGAAUUUCUGUGAAGGAGGCUACGCUUGUGGACUCGUCAGUCACAUCUUUGGCUUGUGUGUUUUUGUUAACCUCCUCUAUCAUAUUUCUCCACAAUUGGCUCUAUACGUGGGUAUAAACUUGGGACUUUGUUUGCUAUGGUUAGUAGCCAUCAUGAGUGGACCGUAUCUAUGGUAUGGAGUGCAAGCAGUACGAGGUUGGUGGAAGUUUGUGAAUCAACCAGGGAGGGCAAAAAUCAAUUGA
Arabis nemorensis is the source of this 495-nucleotide messenger RNA. NCBI's taxonomy places the organism in Eukaryota, Viridiplantae, Streptophyta, Magnoliopsida, Brassicales, Brassicaceae. The record is from the annotation of a GenBank genome assembly.